AUGGGGGACGCCAUCGUAGCGGCGACGCAGUUGAAUGACGUUCGCGUCAUCAUCGCGUUGUUCAUCGUCGGUGCGACGUCGAUCGCGCUGACGCUUCACUGGGUGCUUCGAACGGUGUUGCCCUGGUUUAUAGGACUCGCGGCGAGCUUCGUCAAUCGAAGCGGGUUGCGAUUGAGUAUCGAUAGUUUCGGGAUCACGAGCGUGCGUGGAGUGAGCGUGAGCUUUAACAAGCCCGGCACGGCGCUGCGUAGGGUGCAGAUUGCGGAGAUUGCGUACGUGGGGAACGCGUCGACCAUCGUGACGUGGUUGUUGAAUUUCGCGUUGCGCAAGGCGAGCGGGAAGCAUUUACGGGAUGAUUUGCCGCGCGUGGGUGAAAAGAAUGGUAAAACCAGAAGUAAAAGUGAUGAUGGGUUCGCGGAGAUGACGCCUCGUGGUAACGAUAGUCCGUCAUCGGAUGGAACGCCGGCGAGCGGACGAAGACGGUUCAUACGCUUUGGCGUCGGAUCGCUCAAGGCGGCGUUCGUGGUGUCGGGCGUAGAAAUUACGACGCGGAGUAAAGCCGACAUAAAUACGGAGGAUGGGUUGCAAAAGCAGUCGUCUGAUUUAGGUCGCGCAAAAAUGACGAACACUAAAAAGAAGGCGAUGACGCGCGGCAAGUGGAGAUUGAUGAAGGGCAUCGCGUCCUUUGUCGACAUCACGGUCGUAUCGCUGACGGUGCGCGAAGAAGAUGAUGAUGACGUCGACAUGUUGUUUUGUGAUAAACUCACGUUUGAAGCGUCUGGCAAGGCCGGAGCUUCGCUGAAAUUCCUCAUCACGGCACGUAUGCUGCGAGGCAAGGAUGGUUGGAGCAUGACAGACACCAACGUGAACCUCGUCGCGGAGUUUGAUUCCGAGACGAAAACUAUCGUACCUGUGCACGCGGGAUUGAGUGGUUCGACCUUGUCUCUCGUGAAGCGUGUUGGCGAGCGAGCGAAGAAGAUCGAGACGAAAACAGAUUUGGCGCCGAUUACCGUCAAACAACAGCAAGGUCCGCACAAGGCUGUGAGGGGUCUACUCAAAGUGCCGAGGAAAUGCAAGAUAGAAUUUAAACGCGUCGUGAUGGAGAAUAAGAACCAGGAAGCACCGUUGACUGGCGUGAUGACGCAUAUGCAAUUCUCGGUCGAGAGAGUGAGCGCGUCCAAAAAGGGAUUUCGUCUCUUUCGAAAGCAACAGCAAGUCGUCUCGCCGUUUGCCUCCACGGCGUUCGAGGCGGACGCGUGGGCAGAGGUGAAUAUGUCCGUGGCGGAUGCAAAAUUAGUGCAUGGAAAGCAUCAGACAUUAGCUCUCAUCAACGCGCCGAGUGCCUCGGUAUUCUUGUCGCUUUCAGAGAAAGCACUCGGCGACGGCGGCAAAUUGCCCGCCACCGCAACGUUUACGGUGGAUUCGUGCGAUUUUAGGCACCAUGCCGAUGCGGCAGAUUUAGUCGCUGCGUUAAAGGCGCAGAAAACGAAAUCAAGAAACGGCUCCACUAAGUCGACGAACACAAAAAAGAACUCGGCGCCGUGGGACGUCGUCGAUGCGCAGAUGAUGUGCAAAACGUCGCUAUGCGCGAGAAUGUACGACGAGCACGGGGCAACAUCGUGUCAGUUUCUCACCGAGCAGAUUCGUGGUCGAUAUGGAAAUUUAGUCGAUGAAGGGACGUGUAUGCUAGUUAGUUCGAGCGCGUCAGACAAGCGCGGCGUGUGCACGAUGUCACGCGUACAAGUGACGGUUCCCGGUUACCACCCCGUCGUGCAGAUUGAAGCCAUCAGCGUUGCGCUAUCCGAAGCUGCCGGAAACGCGGUUGAGUUGUCGGAAACUACCAUCGAUUUGAACAUGAACGAAGCAGGUGAACUCGCAAAGAAGAUUGAUGCCGUCGCGAAGCGCGCCAAGGCAACCAUGGCGAGCGCAAAAGGCGAUUCGUCUGACAAGGCGACGUCUUCAAAUAAGGUGAAGAAAUCUACACGCGUCAUCUUGGUCGACACAGCGAUGCGUGCUCGAUGCACGAUGACGCCUUACUCGACGUUCGGUGAGAUACCGCAAAACUCGCGCGGCGAUGAGCCUGUAGAGUGCGCGCUCGACAUAAGUUGUCCGCUCGCAGAGAUGUCGCAGCCGGAGGCAAACUUAACGAGAAUGGCGGCGGGUGGUUUCACAGUCUCUAUGUACGACACCAUUCAAAGACCCGCCAAAGCCGAAGAGGCGAAGAAAGAUUCGCGGUGGGUCGGACGAGUCAAUUACGAAGAAGUCGCGGUAGAGAACAACCGCGUGAUGCUAGUCGGAAGUCUCGAUGUUGAGUACAAACAAGGCGCCAACAAGCGCGCGGCAGUAUCCGUGGAAGGCGUCGAAUUUGAUUGGGAACCGGAUGCGCAUUUUCUCGCACUAGAAAUUUCAAACCUGGCAAAGGCUGCAAAGCCAGCAAAGAUGUCGACUGACGGUACGCAAAACGCCUCGAAGGAUCAAACAAAAUUGGAUCUUUCGUUUGACGUGCGCAAAGUCAGCGGCUCGUUCUUUGUCACGCCGGGCGCGUGCGCGCAAGUAUCAUUUGGACUUAUGGACGCGCGCCCACUCGAAAAAACGUGCUGCGUGAGAGAUGUGACUUUUGGUAUGAACGGAUACACGAUAACGGAGUUAGAAUUGAUCUCCGUAACUCAAGACGAGUGCGAACGCACGUUGCCUCAUGUCGCAGCGAUCACACACGAAGACGCCGAAGACAUCGCCAGGCGCCGCAAGUUUCAAAUUGUGGUUGAGAAGGCAAAGCUCAUGCUUCCCGCAAACUUAGACCUCGGCGACGCCAUGGUAGCCAUGAUUAUAGGCGAAGCGGUAUUCUCCGACGUCGUGAAAACGACUGGGAAGCGCGCAAAGAAGGAGCGAAUUUCGUUGGCUGCCAAUUUACCCGCCUGCGCCGAAUCGUCUCCGUCAAAACCGGCGACUGAAAUCAAUGUCAAGGUCAGCAGUAUCGAAAUUGAAGUCGAAGACUCGAAUGAUUUGGAGCGUUUUAUGCGUGCAAAGCAAGCUGCAUUGGGAUCUUGCAUCGCGGCCGCGGAGUUUACGUCUUCCACUGAAGAGGCGAUGCGAAGCAUCACCACGACGUAUCUCCAGCAUAAGGAAUUCUUAGCAAACGGCGGUGGCUCCGCGUUGCACAUGGAUAUAGGCAGCGUCACCUCUACGGCAGUGUGGGGAGGUGGUAAAGGCGAUGGUGAUGAGCUCACAGCGAAAGCAGGCGCGCACGUACGUCGUGUGGAUGCUCCGUAUAGCGAUUCUGUGUCUUUGCAGAUGCAAAACGUUUUGACGAUGCACACAAGCGUAACCGAAAUGCGCGUCUGCGUGGCGGAUUUGACCGCACGUCCUAUUUUCAUGUGUAGUGAAGCCACGAUCGCAGGGACAUUUGUGCAGGCUAGACAAUACGCCCCGCGCAUAUUGACGGGACAAGUUGCCCUCCCUGUCGGACGAAGACGAUGGGCGAAGACAAACGGACCCGACACGCCUUCGCGACCGACGGCGAUGUGGUACACAGAUGCGACUUUUGACAUCAAAGAAGCUGAUAUAUUUGUGGCGACGUGCAUUGAGCCGUAUUUGUUCAAUGUGUCGCGAGAGCUCACGACGAGACUCGUCCUUCCACGCCUGCACAAGCACAUUCCAGGAGGCGGAGGUGGACGUCCGCCGACGAAGGAAUACGAUCGAAACAAUCCCAGACCGCCGAGCAUGCCCUGGUGGGAUAUUUUGAGAAGUCAGUGGCGCGGAUUAAUGCGUAUAACGAUGAUUCAGUCCGGUGCGAAGGUGGAUAGUCAAGGACAGAUUGAGCAUCUCGGCGCGCACGGGGGAGACUCGUUUGCGAGCGAGCUAGAGAUUUUCGCCGACAUGUGGGAGUUCGACAUGAAGCCGCGCAACGUGGUCAUUCGUAGCGCGAACUUCACGAUAUCAAGAAUUCAAGAUGAUGAAGAGUGUACCGAAGCUUCGACGCCACGCGCGGAUGAACCAUCGCCGAAGCAUAAGUUGGUCAUCUUCCCGGUCAUGUGCGUCAAGGCAGAUUACGAAUUCAAAGCCCUCCUCGAUGGCGGCGAUGGUCAUCGUACGCACUACAGACACGACUCAACGACUGGAAAGGAGCUUUUCUCCAGAGAUUUGACGCGCUCAAGUGCUUGUUUUGUGAAUCUCGAUGUCGAUCUGGCGUCCAUGGAAGAGUUCGUCACGAAAAUGGUCAACGCCGCGACCAUGGAUCGCUUCGUCGAAUACGUGAGAAAUCUUACCACUGACGUGCCAUCGUUCGAACACCAGGGCCACUAUUCGAAUCCGACCAUAGCGCUGACACCAGAUGACGUUGAGUUCAUGAAACAAUGGGAACAUGGGAUGAAGAAGCCAAUGGUCGCGCUGCGGUCGAUCUGGAACUUGCGACCGUGGGGCGCCCCGCGACGGGUAAAACACCCAGAAUCGAUAAGUUUGGUUGACUUGUUCGCAAGCAUCGACACUGUCAUCACCUCGAGCGUCAUUCAUGUGGUGAACGCUUCGAGCGACGAGACAGCUAAUGCGUACGGGGCGUGUUUCUGUCUCAAAUCGGUGCAUUGCGUCGCGAAAAAAGCGCCUCGGACCAAGGUGGAAUUCACCCUGCGAGCAGAUUCGUCGCAAUUCCACGUGCCUGAGCGUGACGGCAGUCUCGAACGUAAGGGAUCGAGUCCACGUCGCCUCGCUAAUCUUCGCGCUGGAUCUAUUACCAACAGACUGAACUUUGCAGAGCUCGACGACGUCGUCAAAGAGAUGUUGCAAGGAAGCGCCAAGAGCCCGUCACAGGCAGAUGAUGGAUCGGCUUCGCGCCCGACGUCCACGGAUCCAACGUUGGUAUUAGACACGAAAAGACUCGAGAUUACUCAGCGCAAUGAAGAUUCAGUGGCCAGCCAGGGCAUUCAGAUCGAAGUUGACGCUCCUCGGAUCUUAAUUGAAGCCGAACAGCGGAACGCUAUCCUCGGCUGGAUCAACGCCAUUUGGACGGCGGCGCAGACGGAAAGACGCGAGCCGACUUGGACCGAGCUCAAUCGCAUCCUAAAGUCAGCGGAUAAACUGUCGGGAGUGAGUCGACGUCGCCGUGAAUUAGACGAUAUCAUGGGCGAUGGACCAAGUUUGCACGCGCUAAGUGCGGAAGAGACGCUCGAAAAGAAUUACGAAUCACCGAAACGUGCGACGGAAGCUGUUGUGCUCUUCGUCAUUCAAAUCACCGCUCCGCAAAUCAAUUUUAAGGGCAAAGAUGCCGCUGGUCGAAUGUUACUCGCAGCCGAAGGCGGACUUGUGGUUGGUAGACGAAUGGACGACGGCGGUUCGACGGGUCGUCGUCUCGUCACGGUAUCUUUACAACAAGUUCAAGCGUACGUGGCGCCGACGAACGUCGACUUAAACGCCGGUGUGCAGUGGUUGCGGGAAAAUCAUUCUUCGGUGGAUGGCAUACAUACUUCUUUGGUUCGUGACGACGUAUUCGAAAGUGGCGACGGUCGCAAAGAAUCAGGUUCGCUCUUGCGACGCAUUUUCGCUCCAGGUUCGAUGGUUUUUGAGCACGCAAACGCCGUCACAGCGACGCAAAGUCGCAUAACCGACGCCGAGUUGUACGCGUACAACGAGCCGACGGAGGCUGAUGUUCAGGCUUUCGGUAAGCGCACGGCGAGCGAGACCAAAGGGGAAGCGGUGAGCCAAUUUUCAAUGCGUUCUCCCGAAAUCGUCGCGGAAAUGAAUUCGAGCCAGUACGUUGUUUUGAUCGACGUCAUGGCGAGCCUAUUCUUGACACCAGCGGCUUUGGAGCGUCCUCGACCGAGCUUUCAGGCUUCAAAGGUUUUGAUGAGUCGUGAUCGAACGUUGAGUGACACGGUUGCGCUUGAAUCUUCAGCUAUCGUCGCGAAACCGAUGAUGAAGUUGAUGGCCGCUCGCUGGGCGGUGGAGAGUAUGGAGAAGAAUUAUCGCCGCGCGGUCGCUCUGGCGCCGAGCGAAAAGCAGAAAGUCCUUCGUGAAAUCGAUGUCCUUUGGUCCGCUGCGCAGAAGGCUGAGUUGCGCGUCCUCGCUGCGGUGCAUCAAGCCGAAGAGAACGAUAGGCUCUAUCGGCGGCACUCCGCGAUUCGAUUAAGUCUCGAAAUCGAACACGCGGCUUGGACUUUGUGGCAGGGUGGGAGUCCUUUCAUCUCCGCUCAGCUCUCGCGACUGUCGCUUUCGCGCGAACGCCAGGUUGACUCUUCUGGGAUGCUGCGAUUUAAGCUGCACGGUUUAAGUAUGGUGUCGCUCGAUGAAGGCUGCGUCGAUCAGAUGUUUUCUCGCUGGAUUCCACCGGGAAGCGUGCACGAAUCACGCGCGCGUAACGACGCGCCGUUGAUUGACUUUUUCUCCAUCCGCGCGGGAUCGGCGCCGGAGAAACCGGUAUACGACCAUUUGGAGCUGAGUGUGCAACCGUUCGAGGUGGACAUCAAGCACUCGCAGUACAAAAUGAUUUACCAAUAUCUCUUUCCAAUGACGAAGUCCAGCGAUCACGACGCGUUUGAGAAUGUUUACAGGCGUCCGGCGCUCGCCAAGAAUGCGGAGAUGUCGCCGCGCGAGAGCUUGAUUCGGGCGCAAUCUAUAAACGCAAAGGGUGUGCAUCUGACGCCGCUUGAAUUGCCGUCGGAGAUGUCGGCGUCAAAGCAUCGGCGACGAUGGCGUUGGAACGAAGAAAAAGAUGAAGUUCUCGAAGAGUUUGAAGACGUGCAUGCGAAAAAGGGCGAAAAGGGUAUUGAUCACAAAACCGUACUUUUGCGCUAUUUCAGAAUUCAUCCUCUGCACAUGGAGAUGACGUACGAAGGCAAAUCACGCGGGUUCAGAGACUUGCAACUCGGCGUCGACGCCUUUGCGUACGAAAACUUUUCCGGUCGCUGGCGUGACUUGACGUCAGAGCUUAAAAACCACAUCGUAUGGAGCGUGUUGAAAUCGCUCGUCGGCUUUCGAGGAAAGUUUGUCGAGAGCAAGAUCGAUGACACGCAGUCCAUCUUCAUGCGCGUCGCGGAGCGGUUGAAGAAAACUGCCAACUUGCUCCCGAAGCCCAAACCAGAAACUUCCAGCGGCGCCGAGCACGAUUCCGAGUCGGAGACGGCCGUCGACGACCGAAUUAAGUCGCAGACGUCCCAGGCCGAACUCUUUCGCACCGGAUGGAACGACGUCGACGUCGAUAUCGAAGUACCGCGCGGCGAUGGUCGAAAAGCGCCGUCGCGACGCUUCUCGAGGAAGAAGAAGAAACCUCGCCGCAUCCGCCCAAUCAAAAACACCAAGAAAUUCCUCGCCACGGUCGGCAUUGGCUCCUACACGCCGAGCGGUGCCGAGGGAACGCCUUCUUUGCGCAGCCGCACCGAAGUCAUCGACGCGUGGUCCACCCCAAACUUGUAACGUUGUAA
This is a messenger RNA of Ostreococcus lucimarinus CCE9901, 7409 nucleotides long. RefSeq lists its product with no specific name. NCBI's taxonomy places the organism in Eukaryota, Viridiplantae, Chlorophyta, Mamiellophyceae, Mamiellales, Bathycoccaceae. Bases 1 to 7401 code for a protein of 2466 amino acids. The record is from RefSeq and is a predicted model, not a curated record. The transcript has 2 exons.